Molecule: messenger RNA, 1528 nt
Organism: Nelumbo nucifera (sacred lotus)
Lineage: Eukaryota; Viridiplantae; Streptophyta; Magnoliopsida; Proteales; Nelumbonaceae
Source: RefSeq, a predicted model, not a curated record
AAAAACUUGAGGGAGGUUUCAGCCAUUUGUCCUAGUGGCACGAAACGGACCAAACGGUUUGCGCAACUUCCUUGUGUUUCGUCUCGGCUACCAGCUCCCUCCACUUGCAUGAAAAGUGAAAAUUCCUCGUUUAGUCGGGCAGCGGGCUUCGCCGCGAGUGGCUCAUCCAUGGAGGAUAUUUGCGAGGGUUCUUCUUCCUUUUCAUCCAAAAUCAUGAACGAGAAGCCCGUGAUUGUUAGAGUCAAGAGAAAGUCCUCUCAAUCGCGGCUCGAUGCUUUCUGGCUGGAAAUCAAUGAGAGGCCACUCAAGAAACCGUUGCUGGAUUUUGGAAAGUUGUCGAUCUCUGAUUCAACUGGAAAAGAGGAAUUGAAGACGAAAAAGGUUUUUGUACAACACCUGGAUACUGUAACAAGUUCUGAGGCUACAAUUGAUAUUUUACAGUCUUUUGUGCCUAAUGCUUCAGAUGCAUCUGAAUUAAGGACGAAGCUUGAGGAACGAAGACACACUUUUAAACAAGAUAACAAGCAAAAUCAACUAUUGUCCAAGGCAAGGCAAAAACAUGAGGUUCUGUCAAAAAAUGCUCGAUUUGAACAGAUAUGGAAGAGACGGAAGGGGAGGAAGGAUACCAUGCCUGAUGAUUCAUUAAAUGAAAUAUGUCAUCUUUAUGAUGUUGUGUGUGUUGACGUAGAAGAGGAAAUUUCAAGUGAGGUGGAAGAGCAAAAAUGCAGCGAAACCUCUUUGGAGGAUAAUGCCAUUUUGUUAAAUUAUUUGCCACUACUAAGAGAGUUUGUUCCAAGUGCUGCUGCAGAGAUUGAAUCUGAUAUUUCUGCUUACAAAUCAGAACAAGAUUUGAAGGAUGACUAUGUGUACGACUUGUACAUGAUGAAGGAUGGAUUGAGCUAUGAAGAAUGUGAUUCAAACUCAUAUCCUCUAGUGCAAGUUGACGAUGAGGAUGAUUUCUAUGGUGGCCCAAUUCAGUCAGAGUUUGAAAGUGAUGAUUCAAACGCUGAAGAUAAUCCAUUGAAUGAUUAUCCCGAUGAGGAGACAUCUGAAGAUGAACCUCAGAUCAGUUCUCAUGAUGAAUCACAAGAAAAUGGAAGAGCUUUUGAUGGUGAUUCUGAAGAAGUUGAGGAUGAAACAUACUACAACCAUUCAGAUAUAGAUUCGUUAUACACUGAGGAAGAGGUUUGUGUUGAUGAUGGUGAAGACUGGAGAUGGAAGUAUCGCUGAGAUUCAUUCUAUAGGAUUGGUAUUUUUCACGUAUAUACAAAGAUCACUUUUCAACCCUUUUUGUCUGAGCAUCUUUUCCGCCCUAGUAAUCUGAAAAAAAUUGUCAUGAAACGAUUCAGUGUUAGGUUCUCUAAAUAUUGCACUGAACCCACCUUAGCAAUCAAUGUGUUGUAUGGAACCUGCUGAGCUGAUGUCUAAAUAUGUAACCAACUAACCAUACAUAGUGACUUAUUUUCCCUUAAAGGGUUAAAAGGUAAAUUAUAAUGGUAUAUUGCAGAUUUGCAGUUCUUUGCUACCA